GAGACGUCACACUAAACAGGGACAGUUUUUAUUUGGACCCAAGAUAAGAAAGCGGAGGACAACACAGACGCAAUCAAAGCUGUUGGCUACGCAUUUAUUACGAACGGAAGCAACAGAGUGAACAAAUCCAGACAAGACCUUCCAGAUGGAUUUCACCCAUCCAGGAAGCUGAAGCCCACACCAGUUCAAAAACUUUUUUUUUUUAAUUUCUCAGUUUUGUAAUUGCUAUUGAAGAUUUCCCUUCUCCCGCACCCAGGAUCACCAUCAAACCACAUACUUGAAGUUCUCUAAAGGAUCUCUCUACACACAAGACUUCGUGAUUAUGGUUGCCUGACUGAAUGGUCACUUUGCAUUUUGCACGAGCUCCACAUUGACAAUGACCUCCAGCAUACCUACUUUGUAAAAAAACCAAAACAAAACACUCAAACACCCAUUCCAUUGACUGCUGUGGCCAUCCUUGACUUUCUGAACCAUGUCCCAUCCCCUUCAUAACCCCUAUAAUUUUGGGAUAGAAAGUUCUGCGCAGUGUCGAAAUGCGCUUAGCUCUUCUGGAGCAUCCUCUGGAACUUCUGACACUACGUUGGGAACAAUUCCUUCACUGCGUGCUUUUCCAGUGAGCUACACCCCCCCACAGAGUAGUUCUAUUUUAGAUGGAGGCAUGAAGAGAUCUACAGAAAUGUAUCUUGGUCAAGCCAGGACAGAGAUGAGACAGCAGCCUGUUAACCAGGCCCCUUGCUUUACCAGCACUCAAGAAGACAAGUUUAUUUCUUCAACUGCAACGGUUGCCUCCAGUCCAAUGUGCUCAGCAUCUCAAAGACACUCUGAUUUUAAAAGUGGGCCUUGCUCCUUGGACUGGUCAACCUAUAAGAAAGUCACUGAAAAUGUUUCUUCUAGAUUUUUUUCAUCUACUUCACUGAGCUUCCAAGGCAGUGGUGAAAGAGAACAGGAUAUGCAGUCCAUUCCAGGCUUAGGUGAUUCUGACUAUCGAAUGCAAGAGAAACCUGUGCUCAAUACUGAUUCCAGUUACCCAAAGUACUCUUCACAAGAAGCUUCUAACAUCCUUUUACGUUUUGGACUUGAAAAAGAUGACUUGGAAUAUCUGAUCUCCUACCCUGAAGACCAGAUAACCCCUGGCAAUCUGCCUUUUAUCUUAAGGCAAAUCCGCAUGAAGAAGGCUGAGAAUGUUAAAGCUAUUGUUCAUUCAAAAGCCUGUCCUGAACCUCAACCCACCCCCAGCAUGACCGUAAUGGACAGGUUCAGAAGGGAAGGGAUGCAACAGGGCGAAUUGGCACAGAUUAUCAAACCAAGUAAAGUGAUUGACUAUGGACAUACUAGCAAAUACGCUGGAGGGUUUGGCAGUGAUAUAGGAAAGAGCAGUGAAAGUAGAGCUAACAGUAGUGAGAGUGGCAGUAUGUUGCUCAUGGACACUUGUGAUGGUGACAAUUGCAAUAGAGAACCACUGCAAGAAGGUACGGCAGAGGUGAAAACCAGCACCUUGGUUUCUUCACAUGACCACCGGGGUACUGUUUCCAUUAAUAGUUCAAUGCAGAGCUAUGAGCCUCCUCCAAGCAGGAAUCUAACUCAACGAUUGCUGACUCAGCCACACCAGGCAUCUCAAGAAAUCAUCAGCUCUUUCUCUCUGCCAAAGAAAGACACAGACUUAAGACUUCUCAAAUUCAAACCAGUUCCUUUGAAAGAACCAGAGCCAGAUUACCAUUUGGCAUUAAAAAUCCAACCACCUCUCAGUCAUAUUGCACGUGGUGUGCAUCCUGAUCAACCUGGGCUUGUGCUCAUCGGCAAGAAGGAUAACAGCUGCACCAAGGAUCAAAGUAAAAGUCAACAACAAGUGCCAAAGGUUGCUAAACCCAUAAACAAUCAGAAGAUGCACCAAAGGCAGAUGCAGCAGGAGCUAAAGAAACAGGCGGAGCAGCAGCAGGACCAGAAACAACCACCAGUGCAAAUGGGACAAUGCCAGUCUGCAAAACCAGCUACUCCUCUAGCACCUCAGAUAAUUCCUAAACCAGUGAACUUCGUUUAUAUGCCGCUGCCACUUUCCAGCACGCAGUGUCGUGCAGACAGGGAGCUAUCAAAGGUUCUGCCAGCGUUGGCCAUGAUGCAAGACUAUGCUGCAGCCACACCACAAACCUUUCCACAUACCUGUUCUCUGUGUUUGCAAAAAUGUACUGGUAUGAAGGAAUGGCUCCUUCACCAGAAUACCAGCUUUCACCUUGACAACUGCAAACUUCUUCGGAAACGAUAUCCACAGUGGGAUGGUAAAGUACUGACGUACCAAAGUGCUUCAAAUACAGGAAAGAAGUCCUCGUCCUCCACCUCUGGCAAAACUUCCCAGCAUCGUCAUCAGAAAACCAGGCGUGAGAGUCAUUCCCGUUCUCGCUCACACAGCCCACAUCGCCACCUUGGUUUGGAUGGCAGAAGGCCUAAACAUGGAAGCUAUUUAUGCUCUCGCUCAAAGAGCCCUCACCACCACUACAGCUCUGGGGAGAGAAGAGAGAAACUCAGUAGUGGAUCACAAACGCCAAGCAGCUCCAGACGUGCUCGCAGGUCCCGGUCUCGUUCCUUCUCCCCACGGAAGGACUAUCUUGCCUCCUUGCAUUAUCAAUCACAUUCAAGGAGCCGUGAAAGACGAUCCUCACCGAAAAGGAGAGAUGGGAAACAGUUACUACAAAAGAGGAGUGAUGAAAGACGAUUGCUGACAAGGAGACAAGAUGAUAAGCGUUUGCCACUGAGCAGAAGUCAUAAGAGCUCAUCAUCAGAAAAGAGGCCUCAACAAAAGAAGUUGGACAGCAGUACAAAAAGACUUGCUAAACAGCUGCUGGAAACCACAGGUCUCCACUCUUUGUCAAAAAAGUCUGACCUGGAGGCCAUAGCUGAAACAAUCGCUCCUGUCAUACUGGCUGAGCUAGCCAAGAUGAAGUCACCAUUAUCAUUAUCAUCCUCUGCUUCUACAUCCUCCUCCUCCUCAAAGAAGGCGAAGACCACCAAGUCAGCUGAAAGUAAACCUGGACUUCAUAAGAGUGAAGCAAGUACCUCUUCAAAGCCUAAGGCUAGUAAAUCUUUUACUUCAACAAUGGUCAAAUUACAUGGGAUUGUCGAAACUUUUUCUCAUGAAGACGUGGUUGCUGCUGUGGAACAUUUUGGAAAAACAGAGUCCAUUGUACUGUACAGGUCCAAGCUAGAGGCAAAAGUGAAUUUCAUGAAAGAAGAGGAUGCUCAAAAACUGAAAAAGUUAAAGAGCAUCGACAUAAAAGGAAUACCAGUCACUGUUGUCAGAGAACAGAAUACUGUUACAAAGAAGCCUCUUCCAACCUUUUCCAAAAAACAACAGAAGCUUCCACCGAAAAAAAUCGUCAAGUCAACUAAAUCUGCUUCAACUGGAAAUUCUUUUAAAAAGCCGUUGUCUUUGUCAUCUGGAGACAAAAAAAAUACAACAGGCAAACUUGUUACUAAAGCAAAAGUCUUGGUUUCCAAAGCAAAAAGUGUCUCAACAAAACCGAUUUCCAAAACCUUAAAGCAAGGCAAAGUAGCUGCAAAAGGAGCUGUAAAUGUUGUUCAAGAGAAGAAAGAUGCUUCAAAUCUUAAAGGUUGUAAUGAUUCCAAAAGUUCAGGAAAGCAGCAGGGUGAUGCCGUCUCAAAACAAAGACCUGCCCUCAAAAGAUCUGAAAGCAAUGCUAAAAGCUCUGUAGUUGCAUCUAAAGAUACAGUCAAGGUGGUCCAAUUGUCAAAAAAGACUGUGAAUCCAAUUAAAGGAACUGCAAUUGUCACUCGUGCAAAGGUCUUAGUUGCCCAAGCACAAACGGCCUCAACUAUCGACAAACCUCAAAGUCAAUUACAACAAUUGGCUGCAACAGGAACUUCAACAACAUUAAAUGUGGAAGAAAUUACUGUAAAGGGCACUAAUGUUCAAUCUAAAACUUCAGAAGAUAAGCCUGGUGUAGAGACUUUAAAGCCACCAGAAAUGGAAAUGAAGUUUCAGCAGCCAACAGUGGUGAGUGAGGAGACAACCAAGGUACUUGAAACAAGAAAUGCAACAGCUUCUGAAACAAAGAACCAGGCUGAUGAAAAAGUUAAUCAGAAGGAAAAAGAGGUCAAACACACUCAACUAUUAGAGUCUGUGAAUACAAAAGUCGUAGAGCCCAUGGAAAUUGAAAGUUUUUCCGGUAGCAAAUGCUUACGAGAACCAGAGUCCUCUGAAAUAGGACAAACACCACUACAGACUUUAGGGAGCUCAGCUCAAGCUGCUUUGGAUACAAAGCAGACACCUGAAAGGAUCGAAAAGGGUCAAGAGGAGCAAAAAGGCAUGUUGGACACAGUUCAUGCCACAAAUGUUCCACCCAAACCUAAAGCUUCAGAAAAUAAGCCUGAUGAGACCUUCAAGACUCCCAAAAGUGAUAUAAAUGUUCAAGAAUCUGCAGUUAUGCCGGAAGACAGAGCAAGAAAUGCGUCUGCUUCUGAAAUGAAGCAGCAGACAGAAUUAGCCAAAGCUGAGACAAAAGAGGCCAGCCAUACUGAACCACUUGAUUCUGGGAAUAAAAAAGUGACACAGCCCACAGAACAUUUUACUGACAGAACAACUGAACUAACCGAAUCCAAUAAGGAUCAGACACCAACCAGCACAACUCAGAUUACACUUGAUGUAUCUCCAACAAAAUAUCCGAUUCAUACACCUCAUAGAACACAGACUACCAUAAAAAAAACAGAAUCCUACAAGAAUUCAGAGGUUCAAGAAUCUGGAAUAGUUCACGAAAAGAAAACCAAGAUUCCUGAGACAAAAAAUGUAUCAGUUUCUGAAACACAGCAGCAGGCAAAAUUGUUGAAAGUUGAGACAAAAGAGCCCAAACACACUGAGGAUUGCUUUGAGGAUACAAAGGUUCAAGAUCCUGGAUCUGCCAAAAAUGAUGUGGACGAGGCAAUGGAAGUCGAACAUUUUGCUGAGAAAAAGGCCUUACUAGCCAAAUCGAGUGAGGGUCAGACACCAGCCAGUACAACCAAGACCACACCAACAAUUGAUCACCCUCAGAGACUGCAGACCAGAGCUGAGACAAAAGAGGCCAAACACAGUGAAUCACUAGAAUCUGGAAAAACAAAAGAGACAGAGUCCAUGGAAGUUGAAAGCUCUACUGAUACGACACAGACCAUUGUCAAAAACACAGAAACUUUGGAGAUUCAAAAAUCUGCAACAGUGCUUGAAAACACAACCAAGGUUCUUGAAACAAGAAAUCUCGCAGCUUCUGAAACAAAGCACCCAGUAGAAUCUACCAGUGUUGAUGUAGAUGCAAAAGAUACCAAACGUGCUGAAUCACUGGAGAUUGGAGCAUGUAAAAAGGCCCUAGCAACCAAAUUCAAGGAGAAUCAACCUUCAAUUGAUACAGCUGACACCAUACUAGAUGCAUCUCUACCCAAACCUUCGACCCCAUUAAAGACACCACUAAAGACACCACAGACAACUAUAAAAAUGCCAUCCUCAUCACAGAUCCGACAGAGUGUGAUGCCAGAUCCAGAGUCCACAACUGCACUAGGACAAAAAAUCCUGCAAAUGUCAGGAAGUUCAACUGAAGCUGCCCUGGAGGCAAAGCAGACGGUUCAGAGUGUGAACACAGUCGCACAGCAAAAAGAUCUUUUGAUUGCUGUGACAAGUCAAAAGGACCUGUCAAAAACUGUCAGCAAUGUUUUAGCAGUGUCGACUGCAGUAGCUGCAUCUUCCAAAACUGAGCCAACAGCUGCAACAGCAGGCAAGCAACAGCAAAGUUUUAGCAACCUGACUUUUGGGGAGAAGAUGGAAAAGCUCAUGGAUAGAAAUCGCCUGAAUUGUUUCAAAAAUAAUAAAACAUUGCCGUCAAAGGUGAUGUUGAUCACAAACCUGCCAGAAUAUGAAAAUAGCUGCUACACAGAGGCGGACGUUGCCAAUCAGCUCACCCUAUUUGAAUUUGGAUAUCUAGAAGAUGACAUCUAUGUUAUUCCUCAAAUGCGUAUGGCUUUUGCCAUUGCACCAAGUCUGAUGAAGGCAAAAAAGCUUUUUCAAGCGUCAAAAGAGAAGAGUAUUAUUCUCAAUGGGUCCACACUUUGUUUGGAUUUUUUAAUCCACUCCUUUCCAAUGAAUCCGCUUGGGUUUUAUAGCACCCUGAUGAAUCUGGUGAAUUAUCAGCAGACAACUGAUGAUGGAUCAACAGUAAUCUACAUCAAGAAUAUCUCACCAAGUGAGACCAAUGAUCUCAGGGAAGCUUUGGAAAAAAUCGGUUCUGUCAAAAACUACCUGCCUCUCCUCAACAAGGUGUUUAUUGAAUUUGAGUCCAUUUACGAUGCUGAUCGACUCGGAGUUUGGUACAGCCUCCUGAAACAGGGCUUUGCCCAUAAUGUCUACAGGAUUAAGAUACCAAGAAAUGAAUCCACAGCAAGACCACCUAGACUGGCAGCGAAAGCUUUGCCGGACAGCAAGGUUGUCACUGAAGGGGCAACAAUCCCAACAGCAAAUUUUGGCGUUCCUCAGGGAAGCAUUUCACCAUUUUGGGUUACAAUGAAAACGUAUCCCUUUUUGUUCCCUACCACAUCUCCUUGGUUUGUCAUCCCAGAUUUUGUGACGGUCCAGCUGACAAAAAAACAGAAAAACCGUCCUCCAGGCUCUGUUUUCCCCCACAUUAUGCUGACCGGUUUGCCAGAAGGGAACUACCGACACGAGGAUGUCGCCAAGCUGGUGUGGCACCAUUUCCCUGUUCAUAAUCUUCAUACUCUGUACUACAAGAUCAUCGUUUUAUCACUGCAGAGGAGGGCCUUCGUGUACUUCAGUGACUGGAAUGCCUGUACCAGUUUUGUUCAACUGCACAGGAAAAAUCCUAUUUCUGUCGGAGGUCAGAUACUCAAUAUCCACUUCGUGUUACAGGACAUGCAUCCUGGAUCCACUGAGGAGGUCAUGUACAGAAAUCUGAUGAAAUGGAGCAAUAUUCAUGUUCCAGAUUCAGAGCCUCUGGAGGAGCGGCUGAUCUGUGUGGAGAUCUCUGAGACAUCUGUGGACCUCAUCAUGAUGGUCAUGCAAGUGGUGGUAUUCAGUGGUUCUUUUGUCAGAUUCUUGCCACUUGCUAACAGGAUUUACAUUGAGAUGGCAGAAUCUAGUCUUGUAACAGAGGUGUUGGAGAAGAUUGCUUCAAAUGAACAUUUAUCUACGAAUGUAAUUUGGAAAAAAGUUCGUCGCAUUGAAACUUUGAAGAGCCUAAAACAGCGUCUGCAAGACUCCAGUGAGAUUAAAGUAAAUCUUGAACUGGACACCACAGAUGUUAAGUUCCCGACUGUGAUAAGUGGAGCACAGUCUUCUCUUUCUGAUAAAGGGGAGCAAACUCUUCAGCAAACAAGUACCUCUGGUUCUGCUCAACCAGCAGUAUCAGUUAGUUCGAACAUUUCUAAGUCUCUCACAGCAGGACAAAGUGCAACAAGUGACCAAGAAAUGGAAGAAGCCAGUGAUAAACCAGGAACUGAGAUUAUAACAUCCACCGUUGCUCUUCAGGCGAGUCAGGAUGUAGAGAAGGCAGAAGGGAGGGUAGGGGAAGAAGGGUCACCAGUAAUUUCAGUCACCUCUGCUGAUGGAAGAACUUUUUCAGCUGCUUCUACCCCUGCUCCUCAAGUCAGAAGUCUGACAAAGUCUAAGGAAAUGAUCAAAGAACUUCCUUAUAUUAAUGCUGACGAGCCCAUAUUGAUUCAGGGAACCAAGACACAGACUGUGGAUAAAAUGAGCCCCAGCAAGAGAGAAACAACCUCUAGAAGUGACUUGGGUAAAGAGAAAAUGGAAGAAAAGCAGACCUGCGGAGUGGAAAUAGAAAACCAAAGCCUGGUUGUGUCGACCACUACAAAACAGAUCUCAACAAGGCCCUUGAACGACUCGACGAGCAGCUCAUCUCCUAGUGUCAGCCAGACCUCUGUCUCUUCUUCUCUACAAUCUAUUGAAACUCCUCCCUUCCCUUGCCAAACAGCACAGCCAGAAAAUCCAGAGUCUCCAGAGAUAGCCUUACAUUCUCCAUCCAUUAGCUGUAAGCCUUCUUCAUCAACAGCAGCAGCAGCAGAUGUGACAGUAGAGACAUAUCAGCUUCAUAGAGACGAAGAAGCAAAACCCAAAGAAAGUGCAGUAGGGAAGUCGGGUAAAGUGUUAGCAGAGGGCAUUACUACAGAAACAAAUAGAACAGAAACAUCAUUAGCUAUACAUUCAGCUGCACACAGUCAGGGGUUAGAGUUGACAAGCCAAAAACCGAAUCUAGAAAUUGAUUUUAACAAUGGCAUACUAAAAGAGUCGAAGGAGAGGACGGAAGAAGAAUGCAGAAAUUAUUAUUCUGGCAAGUAUCCUGAGGAGGAGGACUUUGAAGAUUACCAAAUCCUGGACUCGAUUGAGGAUCAAUUGGAUGAACAGAUGAAUGAAGACGGAAGCCAAGAUGGCACUGAAACCAAUUUAUCUGGAUGUGUACAAGAGCAAGGAGACUCUUACCAGGUGAUGGAUAGUGUUACCGAGGACCAAGCAUCUGUAGUUAAAGAGGACUCUCAAGAAGAUGCCACUGAUAAGGAUGUGUUAGAUUCAAGAACGAACCAAAGUCCAAGGAUCAAGGGAGCUCGAACAACCAUACAAACACAAGGAGAAAUGCAGAGGUCUUUUAAAGCCCUCGAAAAUUUGGGCCAAAUCCUAAAUGUUGAAGAACAAGUCAACAAAGACAUGUCAUGCGAUGCAGAUUGUGCUAAACAAGAAACCUUUGAGAUAUUGGAUUCAAUUGAUGAUGACACUGAUGACCAUGUUUCUUCAGAAACACAUAUUUUUGAUGAGCUAAAUUUCAGUUUAGAGGACUUUGUCACUGUUGAUGAAAUUGGUGACAACACGGGAGAAGCAGCCUUCAGCCACCAAAGCCGCUCUUCUCAUAAGCAGAACUCUGAAAGGAAAAGAGAAAGGCAGAGCUCUCACAUUGCCUCCUCUUCUUCCUCACCCGUGCCAACUCACAUCACAGUGAAAGGAAAUUUGUCUUCUAAUGUCUUUAAGACCUCUACCUCCUCAUCUUCUCAGUCUUUUGAAACUUGUAGGAAAACACACCCAAGCAACUUAAAGUCCCCAGCCAGAGCACUGCAUACUUCAUCCUCAGAUUGCAGGGCGCAUUCAUUAAAGAUGGCAUCAGCAGCAGAAGCUGAGACAUCGGUUGACACAUAUAAGCUGCACAAAGAAACAAGUUCUGUUGAGUCAGAGUCAAGGCAGUCACCUGGACCUGAGAAAGGCCAUAGACUGCAUAAGUUGGACAGUCAAGUCAUGGAGAGCGAUACAGAUGCAGUCAAAACCUGUUCAAAGGAAUGGAGUGAAAUUGGAUUGGAUGCUUCUGUCCAACUAUUACAUGGGGUUUCUAAACACCAAGUAGCUACCAAUCAAGAGGAUGAUCGUCUGGUUGAAAAUGAAGACUCAGCAGAGAAAAGAGAGGUUGAGGAAAACAAGAUUCAGAUAAUGGAAAAUUCUGAUAAAUCUACAGUUCUAGAUGCAGCUGAUAAAAUUGAAAUGUCAAUUACAAGUAGCAACCAAAACCCGAGAGGCCAAACAGAAGAUAGAAGAAGAAAAGAAAAGGAAGAAAUGUUUUCAGAAGAAUCCUGCAAAGCGUCCAAAGAUGCUGACAACAGAGACAUGAAAGACAAUUCAUCAGAUAGUACUGAUCAUGAAACCUUUGAGAUAUUAGAUUCAACUGAUGAUCAUACUGAUGACCAUGCUUCAUCAAACACCAAUCUUUUUGAUGAGCCAAAUUUCAACUUGGAGGACUUUGUCACUGUUGAUGAAAUUGUUGAUGAAAUUGUUGAUGAUGUGGAAGAUAUGGCCUUAGACCACCCAAGCACGGCUUCAUCUAAACAGAACUCUAGAAUGAAAAGUGAAAGGCAAGGUUCAAAUGUUUCAUCUCCUGUAAAGCAGACUUCUACAAGAUCCCUGAAAGACUCCAAGAGCUCAGCAACUUAUUCUUCUUUCUCACAUUCCUUAUCCAAGUCAAUGAAAGCCACUGCGAGGAGCAGUUUAUGUAUGGCUAUGGAAACUCCUGCCUCCUCUGUGGAAAAAGCAGCAUCAAGUAACCCAAAAUCUCCAGCCAGAGCAUUGCAAGUUUUGUAUUCAGGUUUUAGGACCUGUGCAUCAAAAGCAGCUCUAAGUGGAGUUGAGACUUGUCAGCCAAAUGAAGAACAAGCAAAACCAACAGAGAGUUUAGUGGUAACAUCUGACCACAAACUUUCAGCCAAUGGCAUUGCUUUGAAAAUUGUUGAGUCAAAGUCAAGCCAGUCAUCUGCUCUUGAGCAAGGCCAGAAAUUCUUUGGAGGUGGCUAUAAGGUCUUGGACAGUAUUGAAGAUGAAAGUCCUGAGGAGUUUGGUGAAAUGGAAAUAGAUGUGCCUUUCAAAGCACUAGACGGUGUAACUGAAGAUCGAACAGCAACAGUCCAAGAGGCCACUCAAACAGUUAAAGAUGAAGGUUCCACAUUGAUGCAGCUGUCCGAGGAGCAUGUGAUUCAAGUAGAUAAUUCUGAUAAAUCUGUUGCUGAAGAUUUGGCUGAGAGAAACGAAGUGCUGGACAAAAGUAAGAAUCAAGCUUCAAGGAGCAGGGGCGAUGGAAGGUGGGGGAAAGAAAAAGAACAACAGAUGCUUUCAGGAGAAACCUGCAAAGACUCUGGCCAAAUGACAAAUGUUAAACAUCAAAGCAUCAAAGAAGCUUCACCAGAUAGUACUGAAGAAGAAGGCUUUGAGGCACUGGACUCGGCUAAUGAUCGCAUCGAUGACCAAGUCUUUUCAGAUACCACCCUUUUUGAUGAGCAAAAUUUUAACUUGGAGAAUUUUGUCACUGUUGAUGAGAUUUUCGAUGACUCGGGGGAGGACCAAAGCACAGAUGUGUUAUCCUCUGCCGAACAAACCUCAUUAAAAUCCUUGAAAGGCUUCAAGAUUUCUUUGUCACCUUCCUCAUCUAAGACAAGGAAAUCCACUUUGAAAAGCAGGUUGUCUUCUAAUGUCAAAACGAUCUCAAACCACAAAGUUUCAAUAAAAGGCAUUGCUGGGGAAACUAUUGAGUCGGAGAUAAGUCAGACACCUGGACCUGAGCAAGGCCAAGAAUUACAUGAAGGAGGCUUUCAGGUCUUGGACAGUGUUAAUGGUGAUGACGCAUGUUUAAAAGAGUGCAGUGAAAUUGAAUUGGAUGCUUCUCGCAAAGUGCUAGACAAUGAUAUCAGACACCAAAUAACUACAGUUCAAGAGUCCAAUCCUUUGGCCAAAAAUGAAAGUUUUACAGUAAAGCAGCUGUCUGAAGAUUUGAUUCUGGUAGUGGACAUUUGUGACAAAAAUGAAGCAGAGAGCAGGGGAGAUGGAAUCAAGGGGAAAGAUGAAAUAACGCUUUUGAAGGAAUCAUCCAAAGCCUCCAAAGAUGCUGGCUUAAUUGCAGAAGGUAAAAAACAGCCUCUUGAAGAGGGAGACAACACUGUAAAAGAGGGUACUGAACAACAAACCUUUGAGAUACUGGAUUCAACUGAUAGUUAUAAUGAUUAUUCUAUUUCUUCAGACGCUCAGCUUUUUGAUGAGCAGAAUUUUGAGAGUUUUGUCACUGUUGAUGAAAUUGUUGAGGAUGUGGAUGACAACCAAGGCACCUUCUCAUCUGAGCAGAUCUCCAGAAAGAAAAGAAAAAGACAAAACUCAGAUGUUUCAUCUUCUGCCAAGAAGAUCUCAACAAGAUCCUUGAAACAGUCUAAGAACUCAGCUGCUUUAUCUUCUGAAUCCAAGCCCACUGAAGCUUCAGAGAAAAGCACCCUGUCUUUAGGCUUGACCACUGACUCACCAAAAAAACAAAAAGGCUCAUCUGAACCAACCAAAUUCAAUACCACAUCUAUGCAAUCUGCUCAGGCCACUAAGACCCCUUUAUUCUCUUCUUCGCUGCCUGUCGAAAUUCAUGCAUCGCCUUUUCGCAGAGCACAGCCACACAAGACAGAAUCCUCAGCCAGAAGACCACACACUGUAUCCUCAGGCCACAAGACCCAUUUGUCAGAGAUGGCAUCAACAUCAGAUAUUGAGGCAUCUGUAAAGAUUCAAUAUUCUAAUGAAUCAAAGAAAAAAAACACAGAGUGUGCAACAGCAAAGUCUGACCACAGCGUGUCAGGAGAGGGCAUUGCGGCAGGGGAUUAUGUCGGAAAAUGUAUUGAGGAGGAGGAGGAAGAUGGUGAAACUUACCAAGUCAUUGAUUCAGUUGAUGAUCAAACAGAAGAACAGCUGGAUGACGAUGGAAAUCAAGAUGGCUGUGCUAAAACCAAGUAUUCAGGACCUAAACAAAGCCACACAUUGCAUGGGGAAGGUUAUCAGAUUUUAGACGAUAUAAAAUCCACAAUCCGAAAUGAAAUAAAACAGUACAUUGAAUGUCAAGACAUCCAAAAAACUUCAACAGAUGCUACUGAAGCAUUUGAGAUACUGGAUUCAGUUGAUGAUCUGACUGAAAUAGAAGAUGAUAACCAAAAAUUUGAAACCCUCGGCACCCAAGUAUCUAAAGAAGCCACAGAAGAAGAGGAAGAAGCUUACCAGGUAAUUGAUUCUGUGGAAGAUGAGCCAGCAACCACAGAGACCAAAUUGGAGGCAGACAACAAGGAAAAAAGAACAGAUAAAUCCAAUGAACCUAAAAGAGAUGAUAGACCAACAAGGAGGACUGGAUCAAGGUCCAGAACAUCUAAAAGUGAAGAGGAGGGGAAAUUACCAAUAAAAGAGGACAAGAUGGAGAAAAAAUAUGAGACAAAGAAAAGCAAUACAGAAAAAGACAGAAAUAUUCUCAAGGACACUGAAAAGAUCAUUCAUGGGAAAGUAAACUUUGAUAAAGAUGAACCAAUUCAAGAUGCUUUUACUGCAGAAAGGUCUGAUAGUAGAAGGUCUGCUAGAGGAUACAAAAAGGACAAACUGACAUACACAGAACAAUCUAAAAAGCCAGAAGCGGUAGAGACUGACAACAGCAAUUCAGCCAUUACAGAACAAUCUACCAGUGGGAGAAAGGAAAGAACGGCUAAAGAAGUCCCAACAAAAGACAAGACUACAGCAAGAAGGAGAACCACAUGGGCUGUACAUUCCCAGAAACAGGAUCCUGAGAAAAAUACAGAAAAUGAGGAGACAACGCCACCGACCGAGAAGACACCAACAACAAAGAGUGAUGCCUUGAUAAAAGACUUAAGGGAAGACUCUACCUAUGAAAUACACCCUGUGGAAGAUGAUGAUAGGAAUAAUCGACCUGAAACUUCAGAAAACACAACGUUGGAAAGACCAAGGAAAUAUAUUGAGAAAACUUUUUUGGAUGACACAUCUGAGCUAGUGACUCUGGAUGAGGUGGGGGCAGAUGAGGGUGGAGACAAAGGUUUUUUGGAGGGAGAAGAGUGGAAUAGGGAGAUUACGGAGGAUGAGCUGCAGGAGUUUGUCACAUUGGAUGAGAUUGGUGAAGAAGAGGAGGAGGGACAUGAGGUCUGCCAACUCAACCCAGAUAGCCAGUCAGUGAAGUCCUUAAACCAAGAGACUUUGUCAAAUGUGAAUGAAGCAGUGCAUGAUGAGAAUGAGAAGGGUGUCAAAAAGGAGGCUCAGAAAAUCUCAAGAUCUAAUAAACGCGAACGUGAUGACAAUGCAGAGGAGAAUGUGAACUUGAAAAGAGAUGAAGACAAGGACAAGAAAGCCAUUAGAACCAGGACAAGUGGCCAAGCCAGGAAGAGGACUAGACAGAUCCCUGUGAGAAAAUCUGUUAGAGGGAAAAAAGGGGUUGCAACACACGAGAGAGAAGAUGCAGAAACAGAAUCACUGUCUGCCACUUCACUCGAGUCCUCGUCACUGGACAAAAACAUAUCUGUACUGUCAAGUGACGACAAACCAGACAGCCAAAAAACAGAGGAGAAACCAGAGAGCCAGCCCGAUGUUGAUGCUGCCUCUGCUGGGCAACAGCAACAGCCUGAGUGUCUUGAUAAUCAGACACAGGAAGGACCGAGCAGGAGUGACGUUAAAGCUGUCCGUAAACGAAGGAGAGCACUUAUUGAACCCAAAGCAAAGCGAUCUUGUUCUCAGUCUCCUCGCAUCACAGACAACUUGGAUGCUGACGCGUCCCUUGGUGAUGAGCAUGUUGUCCAAAAAAUGGGGCUUUUCUGUAACCUCUGCUCCAUUUUCUACCUGGAUGAGCAAAAUGCUAAGGACCUCCACUGCAGAAGCCAGAAACACCAGGAGAACCUGAAGAAACAUCAACAGAAUCUUCGACGGAGGCCUUCGAGAAUGUCGCUCAGAAAUUCUCAAGGCUCUGUUAAGGAUGAAUAUAACUAGAUUUUUUUAUGUUCUUUCCCUUUUUUAUGAGAGGUGCAAACAAAACCACGUGUCGUUGAGAUUUGGUGGCGAGUGACUCAAGUUCGUGGACACGUUUAAAAUGUAAACUUUCAUGUGAGUAAUUAGCACUCAUGAACAUAUUCUUAUAAGAAAAAAAACUAAGAGCUUUCUUUCCUCUGGUUGCAGAAGGGUUUUAGUUGUAUAGAAGUUGGUAGGAAGUCUGCUUGUUUCAGGUAAUUCUAACAAAAACAUGACGUUUGUUUACUAAAUGUUGGUUAUUUUUAAGAGGGAGAUAGGAUUACCCACAUUUCACUCUUUAGCUAACCGGAUGCACGUUUACAGUUGUGUGCUCCACUUGUUUAAGUCAUGUGAAACAGAAAGGAUGUCAGUUUUCAGCUUCAUGUACUUUGCUGCUGUUAGAGAGAAGCAUGUUGUGUAGAUUUAUGCAAAGCUAAUAUACUUUUUUCCUCUUUCAGUGAGAGAGAGUAUAACUAUAUUUUUUUUUUUUUUAUGAUUGGUUUGCUGUAUGUAAAAGCUGUUAACUAUGUUAUGGUAACCCUGUAAAUCUUUAUGCACAUCAGUGAUGUUUAAAUGCAACAUUUUCUCCCUGCAAGUCACUACAGAAAUAUCUGUACACAUUUCCUGUGUAACCUUGGGGAAAAUAAAACACUUCCUGUUUUUUCAGCUUUA
Maylandia zebra (zebra mbuna) is the source of this 14995-nucleotide messenger RNA. RefSeq lists its product as uncharacterized. Gene Ontology annotation, cellular component: nucleus. The record is from RefSeq and is a predicted model, not a curated record. Gene Ontology annotation, molecular function: nucleic acid binding; zinc ion binding. NCBI's taxonomy places the organism in Eukaryota, Metazoa, Chordata, Actinopteri, Cichliformes, Cichlidae.